UCACCGUGUUAACACUAACCAUGGCUGACGGAGGAGAAGGCGAGGAUGAAAUCCAGUUUUUGCGUACUGAUGACGAGGUGGUCUUACAGUGCUCAGCUACAAUCCACAAGGAGCAGCAGAAACUCUGUCUGGCUGCUGAAGGUUUUGGAAACAGACUCUGCUUCCUUGAGUCCAUCUCAAACUCCAAGAAUGUGCCUCCAGACCUGUCCAUCUGCACUUUUGUGCUGGAGCAGUCUUUGUCUGUACGAGCCCUGCAGGAGAUGCUGGCCAAUACCGAGGAGAAGGCUGAUGGGGCGAGUAUGGCCCAGGGAGGUGGUCAUCGGACCCUACUGUAUGGACACGCUGUGCUACUACGGCACUCCAACAGUGGAAUGUACCUGUGCUGCCUGUCUACUUCACGGUCAUCUACAGACAAACUGGCUUUUGAUGUGGGACUGCAGGAAGAUACCACAGGCGAGGCAUGCUGGUGGACCAUCCAUCCAGCAUCAAAGCAGCGCUCAGAGGGAGAAAAGGUCAGAGUUGGAGAUGAUCUCAUCCUGGUCAGCGUCUCCUCUGAAAGAUAUCUGCAUCUGUCCUACGGUAAUGGCAGUCUCCAUGUAGAUGCAGCCUUCCAGCAGACACUGUGGAGUGUGGCUCCCAUCUGUUCUGGCAGUGAAGUAGCACAAGGUUUCCUAAUUGGAGGUGAUGUUUUGCGCCUACUUCAUGGCCACAUGGACGAGUGUCUAACAGUUCCUUCUGGGGAGCAUGGAGAUGAGCAGAGGAGGACCGUGCACUAUGAGGGUGGAGCAGUGUCCAGUCAUGCCAGAUCCCUGUGGAGGUUGGAGACACUGCGAGUUGUGUGGAGUGGGAGUCAUAUUCGUUGGGGUCAGCCAUUCAGACUGAGACAUGUGACCACAGGAAAGUAUCUGAGCAUGAUAGAAGACAAGUCUCUGCUUCUAUUGGAUAAAGAGAAAGCUGAUGUCAAGUCUACAGCCUUCUGCUUCAGGUCUUCCAAGGAAAAGCUGGACCCUAGUGUGAGGAAAGACAUGGAUGGGAUGGGUACUCCUGACAUUAAAUAUGGCGACUCUGUGUGUUACAUUCAACAUGUUGACACCUGUCUGUGGCUUACAUACCAGACUGUUGAUGCCAAGUGUGCACGCAUGGGUGGAGUACAGAGAAAGGCAAUCAUGCACCACGAGGGGCACAUGGAUGAUGGGCUAACACUGUCGCGUUCACAACACGAGGAAAGCCGCACUGCAAGGGUCAUCCGCAGCACUGUGUUCCUGUUCAACCGUUUUAUCAGGGGUCUGGACAUACUAAGAAAAAAGGGAAGGAGCUCUACUUUGGAUCUGCCAAUAGACUCAGUUAGCCUUAGUUUGCAGGAUCUAAUUGGCUACUUCCAACCACCUGGAGAUCACUUGGAACAUGAAGACAAGCAGAACCGACUGAGAGCUCUGAAGAACCGUCAGAAUCUCUUUCAGGAAGAGGGGAUGAUCAGCCUGGUCUUGGAGUGUAUUGAUCGUCUUCACGUCUAUAGUAGUGCAGCUCAUUUCGCAGAGGCAGUUGGAAAGGAGGCUGGAGAUGCCUGGAGCUCCAUUCUCAACUCCCUCUACCAGCUCCUGGCUGCACUCAUCAGGGGGAACAGGAAGAACUGUGCCCAGUUCUCUGGUUCACUGGACUGGCUCAUUAGCAGACUGGAGCGGCUGGAGGCUUGUUCUGGUAUAUUGGAGGUGCUUCACUGUGUGCUGGUGGAGAGUCCUGAAGCACUUAACAUAAUCAAAGAGGGACAUAUCAAAUCCAUUAUAUCUCUGUUGGACAAACAUGGUCGGAAUCACAAGGUUCUAGACGUGUUAUGUUCAUUGUGUGUGUGUCACGGGGUGGCAGUGCGCUCUAACCAGCACCUGAUCUGUGAUAACCUACUGCCAGGAAGAGAUUUGUUACUGCAGACCCGCCUGAUCAACCACGUAAGCAGCAUGCGUCCUAACAUCUUUCUGGGUGUCAGUGAUGGCUCUGCCCAGUACAGGAAGUGGUACUACGAGUUGAUUGUGGAUGAGGUUUUGCCAUUUGUCACAGCAGAGGCCACUCACCUGAGGGUGGGCUGGGGCAACACUAAUGGCUAUGCACCAUACCCCAGUGGAGGUGAGGGGUGGGGAGGCAAUGGGGUGGGUGAUGACCUCUAUUCCUAUGGCUUCGAUGGACUCCAUCUUUGGUCAGGCUGCAUUGCACGGACUGUUAGCUCACCCAAUCAGCAUCUCCUGCGAUCAGAGGAUGUGGUGAGCUGCUGCCUGGACCUCAGUGUGCCCAGCAUCUCCUUCAGGAUCAAUGGGCAGCCGGUUCAGGGCAUGUUUGAGAACUUCAACUCUGAUGGCCUUUUCUUCCCAGUGGCGAGCUUCUCUGCUGGGGUCAAGGUGCGUUUCCUCCUCGGUGGGCGUCAUGGGGAGUUCAAGUUCCUCCCUCCUCCAGGUUAUGCUCCUUGCUACGAGGCUGUGUUGCCUAGGGAGAAGCUGAAAUUGGAGGCCAGUCAGGAUCAGACUGCCACCAGAGACCUGCUAGGACCCACCAUCACUUUGAGCCAGGCAGCAUUCACCCCCACUCCUGUAGACACCAGCCAGAUUGUUUUGCCACCUCUCUUGGAGAGGAUCAGGGAGAAACUUGCAGAAAACAUCCAUGAACUCUGGGUGAUGAACAAGAUAGAACUGGGGUGGACCUAUGGUGUAGUGCGAGACGAUAACAAGCGGCAGCAUCCAUGUCUGGUGGAGUUCUCCAAGCUUCCUGAACAGGAACGAAGCUACAAUUUACAGAUGUCUCUAGAGACUCUCAAAACUCUUCUGGCUUUGGGUUGCCAUGUUGGACUAGCAGAUGAACAUGCUGUAGAGAAAGUCAAGAGCAUGAAGCUGUCACCAACCUAUGAGUUAUCCAGUGGUUAUAAACCUGCUCCUCUGGACCUGAGUCACAUCAAAUUGACCUCCACCCAGGAAGCUAUGGUGGACAAGCUAGCUGAGAAUGCACACAAUGUUUGGGCAAGAGAUCGCAUCCGCCAAGGCUGGACCUAUGGCAUACAACAGGAUGUAAAGAACCGUAGAAACCCUCGUCUGGUCCCCUACACUCUGCUGGAUGAGAGAACCAAAAAGUCCAACAAAGACAGUCUGAGAGAGGCUGUCAGGACUCUCCUGGGAUAUGGAUACAAUCUUGAAGCGCCUGACCAGGAUCAUGGUACAAUACUGUUCACAUUUAAUAUGUCAGCUGAGAGGUUCCGCAUUUUCAGAGCAGAAAAAACAUACUGCGUUAAUGCUGGGAAGUGGUACUUUGAACUGGAGGUACUAACUGCUGGAGAGAUGAGGGUUGGCUGGGCCAGACCAGGAUGUCUACCAGACCAGGAGUUGGGCUCUGAUGAUCAGGCCUUUGUCUUUGAUGGCUUUAAGGUCCAGCGCUGGCACCAAGGUAAUGAGCACUUUGGUCGAGCCUGGCAGACAGGGGAUGUGGUGGGCUGCAUGGUGGAUCUGAAUGAGCACACCAUGAUGUUCACACUCAAUGGAGAAGUGCUGCUGGAUGAUUCUGGAUCUGAGCUGGCCUUCAAGGACUUUGAAGUCAGUGAAGGUUUUAUUCCGGUUUGCAGUCUGGGUGUGUGUCAGGCUGGGAGAAUGAACUUUGGUAAAGAUGUCAGCACUCUAAAGUACUUCACCAUUUGCGGGCUGCAGGAAGGCUAUGAACCGUUUGCUGUUAACAUGAACCGGGAUGUCACCAUGUGGCUCAGCAAGAGGCUCCCUCAGUUUGUACCCGUACCCCCCAACCACCAACACAUUGAGGUGACAAGGAUAGAUGGGACAGUAGAGUCGUGUCCAUGCCUAAAGGUCACCCAGAAGUCUUUUGGCUCACAGAGCAGCUAUACUGACAUUACCUUCUACAGACUGAGCAUGCCCAUAGAAUGUGCCGAAUCCAGGUGUCCACCAAACGGCAGCCUCUUCUCACCAAAGAGGGAGCUGGAGGACUUUGAAAAUGUAUCAGACUUUGAGGUCCUGAGGAAGUCGUCUCACAAUCAUAAUGGUCCUAAUGGACCCGACAGAGAUGAGUUCAACAACCACAAAGAUUAUAACCAGGAGAAGCCUUCCAAAUUCAAACAACGGUUGGCUCUGAAGAGAAAUAAGCUAGACAACAGCUGUCCCUCAUCUGCUCGUCUGUCUGAAGAGGUGACGGUUGAUGACAGAGAUGGCUAUGAAUUCCUCAUGCAAGCCUCUACUUACUACUAUUCAGUUCGGAUCUUCCCAGGUCAGGAGCCCAGCAGUGUUUGGGUAGGCUGGGUGACUUCUGACUUCCAUCAGUAUGACCCGUACUUUGAGCUACACAAGGUCCGAACUGUCACUGUUACCCUGGGAGAUGAAAAGGGCAAAGUUCAUGAGAGCAUAAAGCGCAGUAACUGUUACAUGGUGUGGGCUGGAGAAAGCAGCAGUCCCGGUCAGGGGAGGAACAACGGCUUAGAGAUUGGCUGUCUGGUUGACACUACAAACAGUCUGCUGACCUUCACAGCCAAUGGCAAAGAACUUAGCACAUACUACCAGGUGGAACCCAGCACUAAACUGUUCCCUGCAGUCUUUGCAAAGGCCACAAGUCCUAAUGUGUUCCAGUUUGAACUGGGCCGUAUUAAGAAUGUGAUGCCUCUAUCAGCUGGUCUGUUUAAGAGUGAGAAGAAGAACCCAGUUCCCCAGUGUCCUCCACGGCUUCAUGUACAGUUUCUUACUCCUGUGUUAUGGAGUCGUGUUUCCAACCACUUCCUCAAGGUCUCAGUCUCCAGAGCAAAUGAUCGACAUGGCUGGCUGGUCCAGUGUAACAAACCCCUGCAGUUCAUGUCUCUACACAUACCUGAGGAGAACAGGUCGCUGGAUAUCCUGGAGCUGUCAGAGCACAAGGACUUAUUAAAAUUUCAUUACCAUACCCUCAGACUGUACUCUGCCAUCUGUGCUCUGGGAAACAACCGAGUAGCUCACGCCCUCUGCUCCCAUGUUGAUGAAGCACAGCUGCUGCACGCUAUACAGAAUAAGUAUAUGCCAGGUCUUCUUCGUGUUGGCUACUAUGACCUCCUCAUUGACAUCCACCUCAGCAGCUAUGCCACAGCACGCCUCAUGAUGAACAAUGAGUAUAUUGUUCCCAUGACAGAUGACACAAAGAGCAUCACCCUGUUUCCAAAUGAGAAGAAGAAACAUGGGCUGCCUGGCAUUGGACUCAGCACCUCCUUGAGACCCAGAAUGCACUUUGCAUCCCCAAGUUUUGUAUGCAGGCCUGGACCAUCAUGCUGUAACAACGGCAACAAUGGAUUGGGAUCAGGAGACUGUUUUCAGUACAGCCCUGAAUUCCCCUUAGAUAUACUGAAAGUUAAAACCAUUGAGAUGCUGACAGAGGCAGUACGGGAGGGAAGCAUGCAUGUACGGGAUCCAGUAGGAGGAAGCACUGAGUUUCUCUUUGUGCCACUCAUCAAACUGUUAUAUAUUAUGCUCAUCAUGGGUGUUUUCCAAAAUGGAGAUCUGAAGAACAUCCUCCAGCUGAUUGAACCGUCUGUAUUCUGUGAACGACGCAAUGCACAGGAUGAGCAUUACAUGGAGCUGGAGGUGCUAAAGAAGGGUGAAACCGAAGGAAGAGGAGAGGAACAAGGACAGAAUAUGCCUAAAGGAGGGCUCUUAGAGAUGAAGCUACCGGAGCCUGUAAAACUCCAGAUGUGUCAUGUGCUGCAGUACCUGUGUGACUGUCAGGUGCGGCAUCGUAUUGAGGCAGUGGUGGCCUUCUCUGAUGACUUUGUGGCCUGUCUCCAAGAAAACCAGCGGUUUCGUUACAAUGAGGUGAUGCUGGCACUCAACAUGUCUGCAGCCCUUACUGCCAAGAAGACCAAAGAGUUCAGAUCUCCCCCACAGGAACAGAUCAACAUGCUACUAAACUUUAAGGAUGAGAAACAGGAGUGUCCCUGUCCCGAAUACAUCAGAGAACAGCUUCUAGACUUCCAUGAAGAUCUGAUGAGACACUGUGGUAUAGACUUGGAUGACGAGAAAGGCAUUAACUGUGACAGUGACUUCACCAUUCGAGGUCGACUCAUGUCACUGGUGGAGAAAGUGGCUUAUCUAAAGAAGAAGAUGGCCAACCUGCCGAAGGAGAAAAAAGACAGGAAACCUAGUACCUUACAGCAGCUCAUUUCUGAUACAAUGGUGCGCUGGGCUCAGGAGUCAGUUAUAGAGGAUCCAGAGCUGGUCAGAGCUAUGUUUGUCCUGCUACACCGCCAGUAUGAUGGCAUUGGUGGACAGGUGAGGGCUCUUCCUAAGACCUACACUAUAAACUCAGUAUCGAUUGAGGACACCAUCAACCUGUUAGCUGCUCUGGGUCAGAUCAGAUCUCUGCUGAGUGUGCGCAUGGGAAGAGAGGAGGAGAAGUUGAUGAUCAGAGGGCUGGGUGAUAUCAUGAACAACAAAGUGUUCUACCAGCAUCCUAACCUGAUGAGAGCACUGGGGAUGCAUGAGACUGUCAUGGAGGUCAUGGUCAAUGUGCUUAGUGGAGGAGACUCCAAGGAAAUCACCUUUCCAAAGAUGGUGGCCAACUGUUGUCGUUUCCUAUGCUACUUCUGUCGAAUCAGCCGUCAAAACCAGAAAGCCAUGUUUGACCAUCUCAGCUACCUGCUAGAGAACAGCAGUGUUGGCCUCGCAUCUCCAUCUAUGCGAGGAUCCACUCCUCUGGAUGUGGCUGCAGCAUCAGUCAUGGAUAAUAAUGAGCUGGCCCUGGCUUUAAGAGAGCCAGACCUGGAAAAGGUGGUACAGUACCUAGCUGGGUGUGGGCUCCAAAGCUGUGUGAUGCUGGUUCGUAAAGGAUAUCCUGAUAUUGGCUGGAACCCUGUGGAAGGGGAACGAUACCUUGACUUCCUGCGCUUUGCUGUCUUCUGCAAUGGUGAAAGCGUGGAGGAGAAUGCCAAUGUUGUAGUAAGGCUUCUUAUUCGCCGACCAGAAUGUUUUGGCCCUGCCCUUCGAGGUGAAGGUGGUGACGGGUUAUUGGCAGCAAUGGAGGAGGCCAUUAAGAUCUCUCAGGAUCCCUCCAGAGAUGGUCCAUCGCCUACAUCUGAGAGCAGCAAGACACUCAGUGACAUGCUAGAGGAAGAGGAAGAUGAUACCAUUCACAUGGGGAAUGCUAUCAUGACCUUCUAUGCUGCUCUCAUUGACCUGCUAGGCCGCUGUGCUCCAGAGAUGCAUCUGAUCCAUGCUGGUAAAGGUGAAGCUAUCCGUAUCAGAGCCAUUUUGAGGUCUCUCAUCCCUAUUGAAGACCUGGUGGGAGUCAUCAGUAUUCCAUUCUCCAUGCCUAACUUGGCUAAAGAUGGAUUGGUUGUGGAGCCAGACAUGUCAGCAGGUUUCUGCCCAGACCACAAAGCAGCCAUGGUCCUAUUCCUGGACCGUGUCUAUGGUAUAGAAGACCAGAAUUUUCUUCUCCACCUUCUGGAGGUUGGAUUUUUACCAGACCUGAGGUCUGCUGCCUCUCUGGACACUGUUGCUCUUAGUGCCACAGACAUGGCACUGGCCCUCAACAGGUAUCUGUGUACAGCAGUGCUGCCUCUCCUGACUAAAUGUGCUCCACUGUUCGCGGGGACAGAGCCAUUCGCCUCACUAAUCGACUCCCUGCUUCAUACAGUUUACCGCCUGUCCAAAGGUUGCUGCCUCACCAAAGCUCAGAGGGACUCCAUAGAGGAGUGUCUGCUUGCUGUUUGUGGUAAGCUAAGGCCUUCAAUGAUGCAGCACUUGCUCAGGAGACUGGUGUUUGAUGUACCUCUGCUUAAUGAACACACCAAGAUGCCUCUGAAGCUGUUGACCAAUCACUACGAGCGUUGCUGGAAGUAUUACUGUUUGGCUGGAGGUUGGGGCAAUUUUGGAGUAGCUUCAGAUGAAGAGCUGCACCUCUCUAGGAAAAUGUUUUGGGGAAUAUUUGAUGCUCUGUCCCGCAAGCAGUACAACCAGGAGCUAUUUAAACUGGCACUGCCAUGUCUUAGUGCUGUGGCUGGAGCUCUUCCUCCAGACUACAUGGAGUCUAACUACAUGGCCAUGAUGGAGAAACAGUCAUCUAUGGAUUCAGAAGGCAACUUCACACCACAGCCUGCAGACACCACCAAUGUGACUGUCCCAGAGAAACUGGACUAUUUUAUAACUAGAUAUGCAGAGCACAUCCAUGAGAAGUGGUGUAUAGAAAAGUUUGCCAAUGGUUGGUCAUAUGGAGACCAGAUGUGUGAAAUCAGCAAGAACCAUCCACUGCUGAAACCAUACAAAAGCCUGUCUGAAAAGGAUAAAGAGGUGUACUGUUGGCCCAUCAGAGAGUCUCUGAAAACCAUGCUUUCAUGGGGCUGGAGCAUCGAUAGAAUCAGAGAGGGAGACCCUGUAAACCUUCACAACAAGUCCAGAAGGAUUUCGCAGGCCAGUCAGCUUUCUUUUGAAGGAGCUCCAGAUUUCAUUCCAAGACCCACUGAUAUGAGCAAUGUGACACUGUCUAGAGACUUGCAGUCAAUGGCAGAGCUGCUUGCAGAGAAUUAUCAUAAUAUCUGGGCCAGGAAAAAGAAAAUGGAGCUGGAAGCCAAAGGUGGAGGAAACCAUCCACUGCUGGUCCCUUAUGAUACAUUGACUGCCAAAGAGAAAUCCAAAGACAGAGAAAAAGCACAAGACAUCCUUAAGUUCCUCCAAAUCAAUGGUUACGUUGUCUCCAGGGGUGUGAAGUCACAGGAGAUGGACACUCCUGCUAUAGAGAAACGAUUUGCGUACACCUUCCUCCAGCAAAUCAUCACCUAUGUUGACCAGGCACACCAACACAUGAUGGAGUUUGAUCUGGGAACAAGACCAAAGGGAGAGAAGAUUCCUCACGAGCAGCAGAUUAAGUUCUUCGGAAAGGUUGUCUUGCCAUUGGUGGACCAGUACUUCAAAAAUCACAGGCUGUACUUCCUGUCCACAGCCAUCCAUCCAAUCAGCAGUGGCGGCCAUGCCUCUAACAAGGAAAAGGAGAUGGUGACGAGUCUUUUCUGCAAACUGGGAGUUCUUGUCAGACAUAGGAUAUCCUUGUUUGGUAACAAUGCCACUUCCAUCGUCAAUUGUCUACAGAUACUGGGACAAAGCCUGGAUGCCAGGACAGUGAUGAAGACUGGUCUGGAUUCAGUGAAGGCGGCCUUACGAUCAUACUUCGACAGCGCAGCCAAGGAUCUGGAGAAGACUCAGGAGAAUCUGAAGCUUGGUCAGUUCACUCACAGCAGGGACCAGCCGCGAGGUGUCACUCAAAUCAUCAACUACACCACCUUUGCCCUGCUGCCUGUCCUCUCCUCCCUGUUUGAACACAUUGGACAGAACAUGUUUGGAGAAGACCUCAUAUUGGAUGAUGUCCAAGUCUCCUGCUAUAGAAUCCUUAACAGCCUCUACCUUCUGGGAACCAAGAAAAGCAUCUAUGUAGAAAGACAACGUCCAGCUAUAGGAAAGUGUUUAGCAGCCUUCUCAGGAGCAUUCCCUGUUGCCUUUCUUGAGCCUCACAUGAAUAAGUUUAACAACUUUUCCAUCUACAACAACAAAGGAUCUAAAGACAGAGCAGCUCUAGGUCUUCCUGGGCAGGUUGGGGAGGUUUGCUCACUGAUCCCCAACUUGGAGAAGUCUUUGGAUGAGAUUGUAGAGCUAGCAGAAUCUGGCAUGAGGUACACGCAGAUGCCUCAUGUUAUGGAGGUGGUCUUGCCAAUGUUGUGUAGCUACAUGUCUCACUGGUGGGAACAUGGACCAGAGAGUGACCCAGACAAAGCCAACAACUGCUGCACAUCUGUGACCUCUGAAUACAUGAAUACUCUACUGGGAAAUAUUCUCAAGAUCAUCUACAACAACCUGGGAAUAGAUGAGGGGGCCUGGAUGAAGAGAUUGGCUGUCUUCUCUCAGCCAAUCAUCAGCAAAGCUAAACCUCAGCUGUUAAAGACCCACUUCUUGCCUUUGAUGGAGAAACUCAAAAAAAAAGCAGCUGUUGUGCUGAUGGAUGAAGAACAUAGCAAGGCAGAGGGGAGGGGUGAGAUGUCUGAAACAGAGCUCCUCAUCAUGGACCAAUUUACUGUCCUGGUCAGAGACCUGUAUGCCUUCUACCCUCUCCUCAUACGAUUUGUUGACUACAACAGGGCUAGAUGGCUGAAAGAGUCCAGUCCAGAAGCGGAGGAACUGUUCCGAAUGGUGGCUGAGGUUUUCAUCUUCUGGGCCAAGUCUCAUAACUUCAAGAGAGAAGAGCAGAACUUUGUGGUUCAGAAUGAAAUUAACAACAUGUCCUUCCUCAUUACUGACACCAAGUGUAAGAUGUCAAAGGGAAUAGUUUCAGACCAGGAGAGGAAGAAGAUGAAGAGAAAAGGUGACCGAUACUCGAUGCAGACAAGUUUGAUUGUUGCUACUCUGAAGCGUCUGCUGCCAGUGGGACUCAACAUCUGUGCUCCAGGAGAACAGGAGCUCAUCACACUGGCUAAGAACCGUUUUUUAUAGAAAGACACAGAGGAUGAAGUUCGAGAGAUCAUCAGAAAUAACCUGCAUUUACAAGGAAAGUCAGAGGACCCAGCUAUUCGUUGGCAGAUGGCUCUGUACAGAGACCUCCCUAACCACUAUGAGGAUCCCGCUAACCCAGAAAAAACUGUCGAAAGAGUUCUGGAUAUUGGUCACGUCCUCUUCCACUUGGACCAGGUGGAGCAUCCUCAGCGCAGUAAGAAAGCUGUGUGGCACAAACUGCUCUCAAAACAGAGGAAGAGAGCUGUGGUCGCUUGCUUCAGGAUGGCACCACUCUAUAACUUGCCAAGGCACCGAGCUGUAAACUUGUUCCUGCAAGGCUAUGAGAAGUCCUGGAUUGAGACAGAGGAACAUUACUUUGAAGAUAAACUUAUAGAAGACCUUGCUAAACCAGGUGAACAGGAGCCAUCUGAGGAAGAAGAGGGACAGAACCACAUAGAUCCCCUGCAUCAGCUCAUCCAGCUGUUCAGCAGAACAGCCCUAACAGAAAAAUGUAAACUGGAUGAGGAUAAUCUCUACAUGGCCUAUGCAGACAUCAUGGCUAAGAGUUGCCAUGAUGAAGAAGAUGACGAUGGAGAAGUGAAAAGUUUUGAAGAGAAAGAGAUGGAGAAGCAGAAGCUGCUGUAUCAGCAAGCUAGGCUACAUGACCGUGGCGCUGCUGAGAUGGUGCUCCAGACCAUCAGUGCUAGCAAAGGUGAGAUGGGUCCCAUGGUGGCAUCUACUCUGAAGCUGGGCAUAGCUAUUCUUAAUGGUGGAAACUCAACCGUGCAGCAGAAAAUGUUGGAUUAUCUCAAGGACAAGAAGGACGUGGGCUUCUUUCAGAGUCUAGCUGGUCUCAUGCAGUCAUGCAGUGUUCUGGAUCUAAAUGCAUUUGAGAGGCAGAAUAAAGCAGAGGGACUGGGAAUGGUGACAGAGGAAGGAUCAGGUGAGAAGGUCAUGCAGGAUGAUGAGUUCACUUGUGACCUUUUCCGCUUCCUGCAGCUACUCUGUGAAGGACACAACUCAGACUUCCAGAACUACUUGAGGACUCAAACAGGGAACAACACAACUGUUAACAUCAUUAUCUCCACUGUUGAUUACGUCCUAAGAGUUCAGGAGUCCAUCAGUGAUUUCUACUGGUAUUAUUCUGGAAAAGAUGUGAUUGAUGAGCAGGGCCAAAGGAAUUUCUCCAAAGCAAUAAAUGUGGCCAAGCAGGUUUUCAAUACCCUCACUGAGUACAUCCAGGGUCCAUGCACUGGCAACCAACAGAGUUUGGCCCAUAGUCGACUGUGGGACGCUGUGGUUGGGUUUCUGCAUGUUUUCGCUCACAUGCAGAUGAAAUUGUCUCAAGACUCCAGUCAGAUUGAAUUACUAAAGGAACUAAUGGAUCUGCAGAAAGACAUGGUGGUCAUGCUGCUGUCUAUGUUAGAGGGUAAUGUUGUGAAUGGGACCAUUGGAAAGCAGAUGGUGGACAUGUUGGUGGAGUCCUCCAACAAUGUAGAGAUGAUCCUCAAAUUCUUUGACAUGUUCCUCAAACUGAAGGACCUGACCUCUUCAGAUGCCUUCAAGGAGUAUGACCCUGACGGAAAAGGUGUCAUCUCUAAGAGGGACUUUCAUAAGGCCAUGGAGAGCCACAAACACUACACCCAGUCCGAGACAGAGUACUUGCUUUCUUGUGCUGAGACUGAUGAGAAUGAACUUCUCGACUAUGAAGAGUUUGUGGAGCGCUUUCAUGAGCCAGCCAAGGACAUUGGCUUCAAUGUGGCAGUUUUGCUGACCAACUUGUCAGAGCACAUGCCUCAUGACACCCGGUUGCAGACUUUCCUGGAGUUGGCAGAAAGUGUCCUCAACUACUUCCAACCAUACCUGGGCCGGAUCGAGAUCAUGGGAAGUGCAAAGCGGAUCGAGAGGGUCUACUUUGAGAUCAGUGAGUCCAGUCGUACACAGUGGGAGAAACCUCAGGUAAAGGAGUCCAAGCGACAGUUUAUAUUUGAUGUGGUGAAUGAAGGAGGGGAGAAGGAGAAGAUGGAACUGUUUGUGAAUUUCUGUGAGGACACCAUAUUUGAAAUGCAGCUGGCGGCUCAGAUGUCUGAUGCUGGCGAGCGCUCAGCUGUAAAAGAGGAGAACGAGCGUGAGAAACCAGAUGAGGAGAGCCCUGAUAUGGGUUUUUUUUCUUUUACCACUGUCUGCAUGGCACUGCUAGCUCUCCGAUACAACACCAUGCUAAUAAUAAAGGUACUGUCCAUGAAGAGCUUGAAGAAACAAAUGAAGAAGAUAAAGAACAUGACUGUGAAGGACAUGGUAACCACUCUGGUCUCCUCCUACUGGUCAGUCUUGUUAGGCCUCCUCCAUGUGGUGUUCAAUGUGACUCGAGGAUUCUGCAGAAUCUUCUACAACACUUUCAUGGGGGGAAAUCUGGUGGAGGGGGCCAAGACCAUAAAGGUAUCAGAGCUGUUGGCCAACAUGCCAGACCCUACCCAGGAUGAGGUGCGGGGUGAAGGGGAGAACAGAGAGAAGAGGUUGUCUGAUCGCAGCUCCACCAAGGCAGACUUGGCUGACCUGGCAGUCAACACCAGUGAGACUGAGCUGCUAUCAGACAUUUUUGGUUUGGACUUAAGAAGGGAAGGGGGCCAGUACAAGAUCACUCCCCAUAACCCCAACGCCAGCCUUACUGAACUCCUCAACUCCCCAGUUCCCUUGCCAACCCCAUCUACAGUACCCCAAACUGAGGUCAGACAAACCCAUCACUUAAAGAGCUCUGCCUCUGAUGAAAAGGAAGCAACACUAGAGACUGAAUGUGAACCUGAGAAAACAUCUGAAAGUGGACAUGUAGAAAAACAAGAGAAACAGUCAAAGAAUGAGACAAUGAAGCCAAAAAUGAGGAGACAUCGCACCUCAAAGUCUGAUGAACCUGAUAUGCAAGAGUCAGCAUUCUUAAAGAAGAUCAUUGCCUACCAGAGGAAACUGCUGAACUACUUUGCCAGAAACUUUUACAACAUGAGGAUGCUGGCUUUGUUUGUUGCAUUCGCAAUCAACUUUAUUCUUCUGUUCUAUAAGGUUUCUACAUCCUCAUCCGUGGUUGAGGAGAGGGAAGUCGCGUACACUAACAGCCAACCAGAGAACAACAUUCAGUGGGAUCCACUAAGUAGAGAAACAGUGGAAGCAGAGGAGGAGGUGAUGGAUCACUCCGGCAUGUCCCAGAAACCUGUCACUGUCCGUUUUGUCCUGGAAGAGAGCAGUGGCUACAUGGAGCCCAUGUUACGGAUCCUUGCUGUACUGCACACAGUCAUCUCCUUCUUCUGCAUCAUUGGAUACUACUGUCUUAAGGUGCCAUUGGUGAUCUUUAAGCGUGAAAAGGAGGUGGCUAGGAAGCUGGAAUUUGAUGGCCUUUAUAUAACAGAGCAACCAUCAGAGGAUGACAUAAAAGGGCAGUGGGACAGACUGGUAAUCAACACCCAAUCUUUCCCCAAUAACUACUGGGAUAAGUUUGUGAAGAGGAAGGUGAUGGAUAAAUAUGGGGAGUUUUAUGGCCAUGACCGCAUCAGUGAGCUGCUUGGACUGGACAAAGCUGCUUUGGACUUCAGUGAUGCUCACAAAAAGAGGAAGCCCAGGAAAGACAGCUCACUUGCUGCAGUGUUGAACUCUAUUGAUGUCAAGUACCAGAUCUGGAAGCUGGGAGUUGUGUUCACAGACAAUUCCUUUCUGUAUCUGGCCUGGUACAUGACCAUGUCCAUUCUGGGUCACUAUAACAACUUCUUCUUUGCUGCCCAUCUUCUGGACAUUGCCAUGGGUUUUAAGACACUGCGUACUAUUCUCUCCUCAGUCACACACAAUGGAAAACAGCUAGUGUUAACUGUUGGCCUGUUAGCAGUGGUGGUGUACCUCUACACAGUCGUGGCCUUCAACUUUUUCAGGAAGUUCUACAACAAGAGUGAAGAUGGAGAACUGCCAGACAUGAAGUGUGAUGACAUGCUGACAUGUUACAUGUUCCACAUGUAUGUGGGGGUGCGAGCGGGUGGAGGAAUUGGUGACCAGAUCGAGGACCCAGCUGGUGAUGAAUAUGAGAUCUACCGCAUCAUCUUUGACAUCACUUUCUUCUUCUUUGUCAUUGUAAUCCUGCUGGCUAUCAUUCAGGGGUUGAUCAUCGAUGCUUUUGGAGAGCUGAGGGAUCAGCAGGAACAAGUGAAAGAAGACAUGGAGACCAAAUGUUUUAUCUGUGGAAUAGGGAAUGACUACUUUGACACAGUGCCACAUGGCUUUGAAACGCACACUCUACAGGAGCACAACUUGGCCAACUACUUAUUCUUUCUGAUGUAUCUCAUCAACAAAGAUGAAACAGAGCACACAGGCCAGGAGUCUUACGUAUGGAAGAUGUACCAGGAGCGUUGCUGGGAGUUUUUCCCUGCCGGCGACUGUUUCCGGAAACAGUAUGAGGAUCAGCUCAACUGAGUCAACGUGUUAACUCUUAAAGUCCCACUGCAGCCAUCUGGUCUCUGCUUGUCCCUCAAACCUUUCUUACUUUUCUGAGGAAGCUGUAUUCUACCAAAUCAUGGGUUCCUCUCUAUGCUUCAUCUCUGCUCAAGUGACCAGGCUCUUCAGCAGGCUGCACACUGAGCCGUUGUCAUCCAGACAGUCAGUCCUCCCCCCAAACCUCCAGCACACUCUAUUCGGAAGGCUUUGGAGACUUUGUACAUAGAAAACAUCAGAUUAUAUGAUGUACAAUACAUUACAAGUGGCACGUCUAAACUUUUUGACUCUGAUGACUUAUUUGCUUCAUCUUAUUCUAUACUCACAGUAAGAUGCAAAAAAUACAAAGGCGUGGUGUAUUGAAGGUUAAAAAAAAAAAAAAGAAACCUAAAGAUUAUUUUACUUUUAAUAUGACCAUGUUUAUGACUUUUCAUGUGUAUAAUGCAUGCUGCAUGUAGGUACAGGAGGUGGAUACAGUAAUCCCACUUGACACCCUAAUCCGGCAACAUCUCUGCAGCAAGCCAGCACUUAGGGAGGCUUUAUAUACUGAAAGUGGUGCUGAGGUGAUUUCGGGUAUGGGGAGACUGAAGAUGCACAUCCAACACAGUACCACAGUACAGCCUUCAGAACAAUGACAGAGCUGAAUUAAUGAGCCCCUUGUGCAAUGAGGAACAUUCUUCACAAACAGAGCUGCUGUGCUGGGGUGAACUGCAGUUAGAUCCAUAAGUAUUUGGAUAAUGACACAUUUUUUGCAACUUUGGUUUUUAUGUAGUAACCAUGGUUUUACCAUGGUAAUACCAUAGUUAACCAUAGUGGAUUUUCAUAAGGGUACCACCACAGUUGAUUUUAAAUCAAACAAUCAAGAUAUAAUUAAAGAGCAGACUUUCAGCUUUACUUCAGGGGGUUUAACAAAAGUAUUGCAUUAUAACCAUUUUUAUAAAUAUUCCCCCAUUUUCAAAAGUAGUUAGACAAUGUAAUACAAUUUCUAAAUCAAAGGAUUGUUUUUGAUAUUGGAGGACAAUCCUUUGUAGUCAGUGAGUGUUAGUUUAGAACCCAUGGACAUCACCAAAUGCUGUC
Messenger RNA from Archocentrus centrarchus (flier cichlid), 16010 nucleotides. RefSeq names its product ryanodine receptor 2a (cardiac) (gene ryr2a). Gene Ontology annotation, cellular component: Z disc; sarcoplasmic reticulum membrane; calcium channel complex. The transcript is spliced from 114 exons. Gene Ontology annotation, biological process: intracellular calcium ion homeostasis; striated muscle contraction; release of sequestered calcium ion into cytosol by sarcoplasmic reticulum. Gene Ontology annotation, molecular function: protein binding; calcium ion binding; ryanodine-sensitive calcium-release channel activity. The record is from RefSeq and is a predicted model, not a curated record. Lineage: Eukaryota; Metazoa; Chordata; Actinopteri; Cichliformes; Cichlidae.